UGUUAUUGUUACUUUAGCUCAAAGAAGUUUAAAAAAAUUUGCUUUCAUGGUAAUAUCUGCAUACUAUCGAGUAAUCAGCCAAUCAGCAGUAAUUCAACAAUCAAUUAUCCUGAGGAAUUCUGACCCACGACGAAUGGCAAAGACUAUGACUCAAGAAUCUCGUAAACUGGUUUUCGUGACCGGUAACAAGAAGAAACUCGAAGAAGUUCAAGACAUUCUGGGGACCUCGGUUGACUUGACCAGCCAUAAACUUGAUUUAACCGAGAUACAAGGUACAAGCCGUGAGGUAUCGGCCGAUAAGUGUCUGCGCGCUUCGAUAGAGCUAAACGGGCCUGUCAUAACCGAAGACACGUGUCUUUGCUUCAACGCGUUGCAAGGCCUGCCAGGACCAUACAUAAAAUGGUUUCUGGAUAAAUUGGGUCACGAUGGUUUAAAUCGAAUGUUGAGCGGAUUCGAGGACAAAUCCGCCUAUGCACUAUGCACUUUCGCAUAUUCGACUGGACCCGGAACGGAACCAUUAUUAUUUGAAGGUCGCACUGAUGGGAAGAUUGUGCCUCCUCGUGGUCCAACAGAUUUCGG
Molecule: messenger RNA, 579 nt
Organism: Acaulospora morrowiae
Lineage: Eukaryota; Fungi; Glomeromycota; Glomeromycetes; Diversisporales; Acaulosporaceae
Source: the annotation of a GenBank genome assembly